This is a messenger RNA of Triticum dicoccoides, 1357 nucleotides long. RefSeq lists its product as uncharacterized. The record is from RefSeq and is a predicted model, not a curated record. The transcript has 10 exons. Bases 90 to 1151 code for a protein of 353 amino acids. Lineage: Eukaryota; Viridiplantae; Streptophyta; Magnoliopsida; Poales; Poaceae.
GAUUCCGGCGGCGACGGCGGCAGCAGCGACCAGCAUGGCAGCCAUCCACUUUCCUUGAGGAGGUCGGUGAGUGUUUGGUGCCCGCCCCGAUGGUGGCGGAGCCCAUAGCGGUCGAUACGGUAGUGGAGCUUGAGGUGGCGUUGCAAAAGAUGCUGGAUCAGGCGCAACCGGAGCCGGAGGGUCCGGCUUUCACAGCGAAGGCACAAAUCUUGCCGGGCAGUGAAGCGGCGGCGGAGAGGAAAGCCAGUUCUCCACCCAGUUCGGAGCUGUCAACUGGGAAGAUGAACCCCCGAGCGCCUGGAUGGAAUAAGAGGUUGAGGACCGUUGCUGCAACUCCAAGCCGCCCACCUUGCCCAAACCGCACCAGUGCAUUUGAGAAGGCCGUUCGUAGCUAUGCCGAAAACCCAAGUGAGAAUGUAAUAACCCCAACUGUCGGCACAUCGUUCGACUCGGUUGGGGAGGCAUACGACUUUUACAAUUUGUAUUCAUGGGAAAAGGGCUUUGGUAUUCGAUACGGUAAGAGCCGACUGAAUGUUGAGAGGACGAAGUGCAUGCAGGAAAUAGUCUAUGGUUGCUCGGGGAAAGCUGGUGUGGAGAACACAAGGUCAUGUCAUUGCGAAUGCCCUGCUCUGAUAAUGGCUGGACCAAUGCAUCAGAGGCAAGUGGCGAAUGCAACGACUGCUGUGUCGAGGCAUAAUGCCAUUGAUGCAGGUCCCCCGGGCUUCGGGCGUAGCACGGCCACAUCUGUUGGUGUGCAACAGACAGAAGGAGAUGAAAAUGAAAUGGGGAAUAUCUUGCAAGAGAUCACAGAAAUGCAAGCUACUACUAUAGAUGGGGGGAGAAGACAUGUAAUUUCAUCAUGCAAAAAUAUAACGAUUGGCAUGGAGUGUGCUAGAGCUAGGAAUGUCACUGUGAAACAUGAGAACGAUGAGGAUAGCUGUAGACAGCCUCGUGUGCUAGACAUUGACGGGGAGUGUGCGAGGAAGCUCCAGAAAGAGCUGGACGAGGAAUCCACUGACGAGCAAAUCAGGGUGGCGACCACACAUCAUGGUCAGGGAACAGGGGCAGGUGGUCAUAGAGCAUCAGACAUGGGAGUUCAGACGAGGUUGGACGAUUUUUUCCACUGUCGGACUGGUCUGGCCAGACAAUGAACCACUGAAGGACGGAGAUGUGUCAUUCGGAAGAAACGUAAGUGCAGCAAGAAAUCAAGAAAGGGGAGGGCUAAACAACGAGGUUCUCAAAUAUUGUUCAGACGAUCUGUCCAACAGAAAGCUCUGAAUCAGAUGACAGCAGCACAGAUGACGGGAACAUUGCUUACUACAUAGAGUUGCCAACAUCGAGACGAAAUACUAUGCCA